This is a messenger RNA of Octopus bimaculoides (California two-spot octopus), 2968 nucleotides long. Its product is annotated as zinc finger protein OZF. The record is from RefSeq and is a predicted model, not a curated record. Lineage: Eukaryota; Metazoa; Mollusca; Cephalopoda; Octopoda; Octopodidae.
AUUAUAUUAUGUAAGGGAUUUUUCAUUGGUGUCACCGGUAUGAGUUAGACGCGGAGGAAAACUUGUCGAUGUCACCGGGAACUUGUUAUGUUUCUAAUUAAAUCAUUUAAUUAGAACCGCACGAUUUCCAAGACGAGGAGCUGAACCAUAAUAGAUUGUAUUUACGGAAUUUUGCCAGUUUUUGAAGAAUCCUUCGAGAGUUGAUAUGGAAGACGUUAAUGACUUCGAGACUUGUAACCCAGCUGUUAACAAUAGGGAUUCAGUAAGAGAAGAAGACAAUGGUAAGAAACAAGGUUUAUCCAGUGAAACAUCAUCCCACAGAAAUAUCACUGAUCAUCGUUGUGAGAUUUGUGGGAAAAAAUAUUCUUCCGAACACGAAGUUUUCGCUCACAAACAAAUACACAACAGGAAAAAAUCGUUUCAGUGUGAGACUUGCGGAAAGUCUUUUAAUAAUAAUUCAAAACUUAUUAUUCACGUACGAAGUCAUACUGGAGUGAAACCAUAUCACUGUGAAAUAUGUGGAAAAUCAUUUUUCAUUAAAAGUUAUUUAACAGCACAUAAGAUUAUACACACGGGUAAAAAACCUUUUCAUUGUGAAAUAUGUGGGAAAUGUUUUAUCUCUAGCAGUUGUUUGACCAGGCAUAAAAGAAUCCAUACUGGAGAAAAGCCGUUUCGUUGUGAAGUAUGUGGGAAGAGUUUUACACAGAAUUCCCAUCUUGUAGUUCACAAGACAACACAUACAGAAGAAAAACCUUAUCCCUGUGAAAUAUGUGGGAAAUGUUUUGUUAACAGUAGUAAUUUGAAAACACACAUGAAGAUACACAACAGAGGAAAUCCGUUUCAGUGUGAUGUAUGUGGUAAGUCUUUUCACGAUAAGAGUAAUUUAACAACACAUAAAAGAAUACACAGUGGAGAGAAACCGUUUCCCUGCGAGAUAUGUGGUAAAGCUUUUACUCAGAAUUCCCAUCUUGCAAUCCAUAAGCGGAGCCAUACUGGAGAAAAGCCCUUCUACUGUGAAAUAUGUGCGAAAUCCUUUAUCUCUAACAGUGAUUUAACAAAACACCAAAGGUUACAUGCUGGAGUAAAACCCUAUCGCUGUGAAUUGUGUGGGAAAUGUUUUCGUGAUAAUAGUAAUUUAACAACUCAUAAAAGAAUUCACACGGGAGAGAACUUACAUUACUGUGAAUUUUGUGGGAAAACCUUUAUUAAUAAUUCAAAACUUGUUGUCCAUAUACGAAGUCACACUGGAGAGAAACCUUAUCACUGUGAUAUAUGUGGCAAGUCCUUUUUGGCCAGUAGUUAUAUAACAGCACAUAAAAUAAUACAUACUGGAGGCAAACCUUUCUACUGUCAAGUAUGUGGAAAAUCUUUUGCAUAUAAUAGUAAUUUAACAAGGCACAAACAAAUGCACGUUGGAGGGAAUCUGUUUUUCAACUGUGAAACAUGAGAACUGUUUCUUUCGCAAAUCUGUUGUGAGACCCAUUUUUGUUCCAACAUUUUAUGUUCAACUAGCCAUAAAUAGGUUCCACGUUAAUCUUUGGUCGUUUGACCUAUCAUGUGAGUUAGGAACAUUUGGUUGAGUAUUGCACGAGAUAAGGAUCUUGGACCCAAUCAUGUUGCAUGUAAUACAUCCUCAAACAACUUGAAUCAUCACUAGAACCUACCUUCUGCUUAUAAAUAGUUUUGUCAAAUCAUUUAUGGGCAGUGAUGUGAGAGAUUUUCCAGGAGCAUGCAUCAUGAUAUUUUCCUGCUGUUUAUAACUAAGCACUUAUAACCAACGACAGCCAGAGUUGAAUUAUCCAAAUGACAGAUGAACUAUACAACCAACAGAAUAUAUGGUGUGUUAUUUGGUCCAUUGUAUAAUUUAGCAGAGGAAUUAAGCCUUGCUGUUUGUUUCUUGUAUUAUUUCCAUGAGUUGACAUGCCGCACAUUUAUAUAGUUGUUGUGGAUCAUGCAGGCAUGGCGUGGAUUCGAUCCUCGAUCGCCAAAUUUCACUUAACAGUUCAACAGCACUUUUCUCACGGUAAAACAAUAAUUUUUCUGUGAGUGACAACAAUUACAUUUGCCAGAUGCCUUCACUAAGCAGAAUAAUGUCUUUGCCACUUGACCCUUCUAACCUCUUCCAGGCCACCAAAAUCUAGAAAUAGAGAUAACAGACCACCAACAAAAUCUAUUGUUCUCAAUAAUAUGUCUGUCCUUCUGGCUGGUUUUGGAUAGUUAUAAAAACAAGAACUCUGUAAGCCAAAGUCAAUUGGUGAGAACCGAGUCUGGCUGACCGGCUGAACAAAACGCCGUCUCUGAAGGAAAAGGUACAAAGGGACAACUAUGGUAACUCACCAACAAAGCAGUUGUUUCGUCCCAUCACUCUCACUAACUCAAUUUCUUUUCUCUGUAACAUUACCAUAUCUCUCUAUAUACCACUAUGAGAUCAUGUAUACACACACACUGGCCGAAAUUAACUCUUUUUUACCUCGCAUGCUUUUCCAUUUAUUAAUUAUACAUACCAACCCAUUGUGGUUUUGGAUAUAUACAAAGUAACAGUAAAUAAAUAUUUCUUUACAACCUCAAUUACUGUUCUUCUUCCAUUUUGCACGCUGAUAACCAACAUCUUGUGGAUGUGGUAAGGAAUCAGAGAAUUGUGUGAGGCAGUGUCUUGUGCUUUGGGUAGAAUCAGGAUGUCAUGGGUUUGUAGCUUGACUUUUACUGUCCUAACUGCCUGGUGGCAAAAAGUAAAAACAAAACGUAUGGUUGGAGUGAUUCCAGCUGAAACUGGUUUGGAUCUUCUGUGGCACAAAAUUCCCUUUUUAGGUAUUUAAGUAAGCAACUUAUAUCCAUUACAUUUGUGGUCUGCCCUUGGGCAGACAGCUGCGACAUAAGCCAUGUCUUUCAAUUUGAACUUCUUGAAAAUCAGUGUAAACUGUGAAACCGGUUAAAGCUUUAAAUAUGAUAAUAAAAAAUAUUUGAACUA